AGUUGAAAGGGACAUUCAGCAAUAGCCUUUCCCUCUGCUCACAGCAAGGCAGCAGAAGACACCUCCAGCUUUUCAGCACGAGUUGCAAGUUGAAUCAAGGUUGAACUCAGGUUAAAGAGUCCUCUCUUCAGAAGUUACCACACAUCAGUGGAAUAAAUUUGUGUUGCUUUCUGUGGAUAAACAGAGUCUUCUCACUGGAAACAAUUGCCAUUUAACAAGUAUCCUAGGAAGCUGUUAACCUGAUUUAACUGAACUGACAACUUAUUCUUAUACCAGAAGCAAGCAUGCACUCCCACAGUGACCAAAGCUUUCCUGGCAGAGCUCUCUCUCUGGAUUUAUCAUUAACAUCUACAUCCUAACACUGCUAAAUAAUUCAGUACAGCAUUUAGCCUUGUGUCCUUGCCUCUCUACUCAGAAACCACUCGCUUUUCUGCAUGUUUCAGCAACAGGGAACAAAAACCUGCCUGGAUUGUGGUUCCUUCCACCUUGUGCUGUGUAACUGAGGGGAGGACCAUAGUUACCCUUUCAACAUAGAAGCACGGGUUUUAUUUCUUUUAUUUUGUUGGAAAUAGUGUUUAUUAGAUAACUAAAUUUAGAGCGUUAUUUAUCCACACGGAGUCAUGACCAUGUGGGCUCAGAUUCACAUGCAAAUUCCCCUUUUAAUAAUCCUAAUGCAGGGAGUGCUCCAAUCAGAGUGCUAUCAGCCCCAGCUCCCAGAUACCUGAUGCCAGCUUUGCUGGUAAUGUAGGCCACCGAAGCAAAUCCAGAGAGAUUGAGUUGGAAGUGGAGAGAGGCUCUGAGAUCUAUUUGCUUGGCUUCCUGACGACGAGGGGGUGUCUAACUUCUUUUUUUUUCUUUUCUGCUGCGAAGGGGAUAUCAUUUAAGAGGGAUCAUUAGCUGCGAGCAGCCCGGCUGGGUCAAGGCUGGGAGGCGGAGACGUGGUUGCGAGCAGCGAAGCAAGGUGGAGGCACGAAGACAGAAGACCAGGUUAAUGAAAGCAUGAGGUGGCUCUUGGGCAGCAGCUUGAAAAAUUUUGGACAUGCUGACAGGGGAAACUACGACUGGCUAAACAGCGAAGCAGGUGGGCCACUUCUGGAAACAGAGCUUCAGAGCAGACAACAGACAAGUUCAACCAAAGACGACAUAGAGCCAUUUCUGUGUAUCAUACUGCCUGCCACCAUGAUGCUCUUCCUGGCAUUCCUGCUGCUCUUCCUGUACCGCCGUUGCCAGCACCCCUCUCAGCAGGGGCAGAUCUUCAGCAUCGACCUUCCCGAGGCCCUGCCUGAGCACGAUGUCUCCAACUUCCUUUCUGCCCUGCCCUGGAGCACCGAGCAGAGCUUCCACUACUCGACGCUGCUCCCUGAUGCCACAUUCCUCUCUGUGUGUUUGCCUCCAUCGUAUGAGGAGGCCACCAUGAAGACUUCCAUGGAAGAGGCUCACAUUGAGCUCUCUCCAGACCCAGUGCCUCCUUACGAAGAGAGCACGCUGCAGACCAGCAGCACCAAAUAAACUUCCUACGGAAGCACCUUAGCCGAAGCAUGCAGCACAAAGGUAGAACUGCUAUGGCCUUUAAAAUUUGUGAAAAGAUUCCAAAUGAGGCACAAAACCAAUGAAUUUAUGAAGGAAGAAACUUGAAGUAACAGAGAGUGCGUGUCUUCACCUCAUCCUAGGAUUCUCUACCUUCCAUUUGUGGCAAGUGUACACACGGUGUAGCACCAAAUCCAGUCCGAACACGGGGAUUCUAGUUAACAAACAUGUCAUGCAAGGAUUAAAUUUAAGGAAAGCCGGGAAGCUCCUCCUCUGUAAUCCCUCAGCUACAACAAAAUGUCAAUAAUGCUAUAGAUUCAGCAAUCAUAAAAAGGGCUUUUAGCACAUACAUAUUCCAGUUUGGGUUUUUUUUCUAUUUUAUGCAUUUAUAUUUAAAUGAGUUUUUGACAAGAUGAGUCACUCAGUCUGUGUGUGUUUACAUCACGUCAUUCUGCAGUGCUCUGGAAUGAUCACAACAGCUCUCAGGAAAGCAAAUAAAUAUAUAACCUCUACAAAAUUUCCAGUAACUGUCCCCAAAGGUUCAAAUGUGCACUGUGAAUAAAAGCUGUCCUCUCUCACAGUUGAACAAUAAGGACAACCAGAGAAGACCUGAUUAUUCUGGGUGAGGAAGACUCCAUACAAGAGCACACUCACUCUGUUGCUGCAAGCUGCUUGCCAAGGUCUUGUGAGGUCCCAGCAUUCCAGACUACUCGGUUGACUUCUUUUCCAAGUCUAAAAUAAUAAACCAUGUGACUUACUUGGUGCAGUGUGUAAAGGAGUUGGGGAAAAAUUAAUAAAAUCAA
Cyanistes caeruleus (blue tit) is the source of this 2330-nucleotide messenger RNA. It is a transcript of the gene SMIM28, whose product is annotated as small integral membrane protein 28. The record is from RefSeq and is a predicted model, not a curated record. Lineage: Eukaryota; Metazoa; Chordata; Aves; Passeriformes; Paridae.